AUGCAGGUCCUUUCCCUUCUCCUGGCGGUUGGGUCCGUCAGCGCCUACACCGUCACCAACGUCGAUCUGUUCAUGUUCAAGAACAUCGAUCCUAUCGUCACGCCCGGCCAGUAUGUGAGCCACAUGCACAGCUUCUUCGGUUCGGACGCGGUCAACGUCAACACGACGACCUCUGCUGAGCUGCGUGAGGGCUGCUCCACGGCUAAGAACCCCAACGAUUUCUCCGUCUACUGGGUCCCUACCCUUUACCUCGUCGACAAGGACGCAGCCGAUGGCCAAACCCACACCCCCAUCACCCCCAUGCGCUUCAGCGCCUACUACGAACUCCUGAACGAGGCCGAGAUCCCUAUCCCAGAGGACUUCCAGAUCGUUAUUGGAAACGCCUCCGCCACCGGUCCGGAGGGCCUCAAUGAGGAUGCCAAUGUAAGCUGGGCCUGCGAGGGCGACGAAACCGAGGAAGGGAAGGAACUUGCUGCCUUCCCGACAAAGACCUGCUCAACGCACCUGCAGACCCUGCUUUGGUUCCCGGACUGCAUCAACCCGGACACCUACGAGACCGGGUACUCCAAGAACCCGAAGGCGUUCGAGGGAUACGGCGACAACUGGUGUCCCACUGGUAUGAAGAAGUUCCCUCGCCUGCGCUUUUCAAUCCGCUAUGAUCUGAGGAAGAUUCUGCCGGAUGGAUGGGAGGGAGAGCCGCCUCUCGAGCUUGCUUGUGGCAGCUCGUACUGCAGCCACGGCGACUUUAUCAACGGCUGGUUGCCUGAAGCUCUGGAGUACAUGUUGAACGAUCCUUCCAAGAGGGAGUACUUCCAGGUCGUGGGGCCUCUGGGUGCGGGUGAUCAGGGCACCGCGUGUACGAGCACGGCCGAGGACAGUGACCCGGACCAUGGAACCAGCGACUAUGAGGAGAGCUUGAAGAUGAUGCAGACGGCGACUGGCAUUGAGGUGGAGGAGAAGCAGGUCGACACGGAGGAGACUGCUGUGGAGGGCACCUGCAAGGUGAAGAAGGUUCGAAGGCACCAACCGCAUUCGGCUCACCACCGGGCUUAG
Messenger RNA from Aspergillus mulundensis, 1053 nucleotides. Its product is annotated as DUF1996 domain-containing protein. Lineage: Eukaryota; Fungi; Ascomycota; Eurotiomycetes; Eurotiales; Aspergillaceae. The record is from RefSeq and is a predicted model, not a curated record. The transcript has 2 exons. The coding region runs from base 1 to 1053 and encodes 350 amino acids.